This is a messenger RNA of Geodia barretti, 507 nucleotides long. The record is from the annotation of a GenBank genome assembly. NCBI's taxonomy places the organism in Eukaryota, Metazoa, Porifera, Demospongiae, Tetractinellida, Geodiidae.
AUGUUUCUUGCCAAGGGAAGCGGUGAGCGUCCACUGGAAAAGGGCACUGAAGCACAAUCCGGCCGUGCUAUACUCGGCGCCAUGGCGGAGGCUGAAUCGCGGCCCAGAGUGGGCGUUGGCGUGGUGUUUGUCCGGCAAGGACAGGUGUUCUUGGCCCGUCGUCGAGGCGCAUUGGGAGGGGGUUCCUGGGGUUCCGCCGGCGGCCAUCUGGAGUUUGGGGAGACGCUGGAGGACUGCGCGCGCCGCGAGGCAAUGGAGGAGUUAGGCGUGGAGGUGGGCGACUUGCGCUACCUCUGCGUGAGCAACAUCAUUGCUUACGGAAGGCACUAUCUGGAUGUGGAGUUUCUUGGCGAUAUAGGGGACCAGGAACCACGCUUGAUGGAACCGGACGUGUUUGAGGGCUGUGGCUGGUAUCCCCUAGUCUCGCCGCCGGAGCCGCUGUUCCAAGCGAUGGUAUUUGCCAUAGACAGCCUGCUGACGGGACGGCAGUAUUACACGGGCGGCUGA